AUGGCCGCCAUCUACGGUCACAGCCAAGAAUCACAGAGUGAACAUUUCUCACCAUAUCGACCUGAUGGAAAGCUUUAUGGCUUCAUCUGUAUCGUUACGGGAGCCACUCAGCCCGUUGGCAAAGCGAUUGUGAACGAGCUGGCCGCCCACGGAGCUGCCUGCAUCUACGCUUGUUCCUCUUCCACAACCGACGACUAUGCCAGUCUAGCCGAUGAAGUCAACAAACAGUAUCCGAGCACCAAGGUCAUCGGAUACCCGUUCAAGCUUGCAAACGAGGAGGAUACACUGGCACUCAUUGACGACGUCCUUAAUUCUUGGGGACGACUAGACGUGUAUGUGACAUCGUCUGGUCUGCUGGGACCAGCCUCGAUCAACGAGACAACACCUGCGGAUCUGUAUAAGCUCUUUGAGGCAAACAGUAUGGCUCCUUUCUUUGCGUUGAAGUACGCGCCUGCUGCCAUGCUCAAGACGACACCGGCUGGAAACUAUACGAAUGCUGCACCAAAGGAUCAGGCUUACGGGAGCAUCAUUGUAGUGUCGAGCGUUGCGAGUACUUCUGGUGGGUGCUGGGGCCCUGGUUUCACGAUGGCUUCUCAUGCUUCUCUCGGUGUGGUCCGAGCAGGUGUAGCGACGCUGAAGGGCACGGGUGUACGUAUUAAUGCCAUCUCGCCUGGACAGAUCGACAUCGGUGUCGACCUGAAGGGCUUUGAUAUGCGAGGCAUGAGCGCACAGUUCCCACCCUCGAGCCUGCAGUCGAAGAAAGUGCAGCAGGAAAUUGUUGGACUCGAGAGAUCUGGCGUACCUAUGGAAGUGGCAAAGGUAGCUGGCUUCCUGGCUAGUGGAUUCAGCAGCUAUAUCACCGGCCAAAAUAUGAUUGUUGACGGUGGUGCGAGUGUAAUGAACCCAUUGACAGUGCCGAUAUAG
Molecule: messenger RNA, 924 nt
Organism: Recurvomyces mirabilis
Lineage: Eukaryota; Fungi; Ascomycota; Dothideomycetes; Mycosphaerellales; Teratosphaeriaceae
Exons: 3
Coding region: 1-924 (307 amino acids)
Biological process (GO): phytol metabolic process
Cellular component (GO): peroxisome
Molecular function (GO): trans-2-enoyl-CoA reductase (NADPH) activity
Source: RefSeq, a predicted model, not a curated record